Chelonia mydas (Green sea turtle) is the source of this 7584-nucleotide messenger RNA. RefSeq names its product TBC1 domain family member 13 (gene TBC1D13). Gene Ontology annotation, biological process: intracellular protein transport; activation of GTPase activity. The record is from RefSeq and is a predicted model, not a curated record. Gene Ontology annotation, molecular function: GTPase activator activity. The transcript has 13 exons. NCBI's taxonomy places the organism in Eukaryota, Metazoa, Chordata, Testudines, Cheloniidae. The coding region runs from base 337 to 1683 and encodes 448 amino acids.
GAGCCCGAGACUGCCUUUCCCGGGAAACAGAAUCCCCAGGCAGAACGUUCCGCUGCCUGGGCAGAGGCCAGAAUUCCCCCAUCCCACCCCACCCCACCUUUCGCCCUAACUCCGGGGAGCUGAAGGGUUCCAGACGGACCGGAAGGGUGACACCUCCCUCUGCGCCUUAUCCCCUGGGAACCUGGGAAAUCCCAUCGCAUUGCAGCCUUCCCUCAACGCCACAAGGUGACAUCACAUAUUGAGAGUUUCCUUGUGCAGCACGGUGACAUCAUGGCACAGUGAGAUGACAUCACAGCCUGAUGGUGUCCCAGCAUGGUGAGAUGACAUCACACUGUGAUGGUGGCCUGGCGUGGAGACAUACUAAUACCUAGCUCUUACUUACAUCCAGUUUUUUAUCAGGAGAUCACAAAAUGCAUUCUAAAGGAGGAUAAUAUUAUUGCCAUUUUACAGAUGGGGAAACUGAGACACAGAUGGGGGAGCGAUUGUCCAAGGUCAUCCAGCAGGAUUGCAGAAUUUCAGGAUGUCCUUGGGGAACCCAAGAUCGUUCUGCAGAAGCUCUGUGAGCUCUGCUUUAGUGGGAUUCCUUUUGAUGGUGGGCUGCGCUGCCUCUGCUGGAAGAUCCUCUUGAACUACCUCCCUGUGGAGAAGGCCUUAUGGAGCACCUUGCUGAAGAAGCAGAGGGAGCUGUAUUCCCAAUUCCUGAAGGAAAUGAUUAUCCAGCCUGGGAUAGCGAAAGCCAACCUUGGUGUCUCCAGGGAAGAUGUGACCUUAGAGGACCAUCCACUCAAUCCGAACCCAGACAGCCGAUGGAACACUUACUUCAAGGACAACGAAGUGCUGCUGCAGAUAGACAAGGAUGUCAGGAGGCUGUACCCUGAUAUGGCAUUCUUCCAGCGUCCAACUGACUACCCCUGCUUGCUAAUCCUGGACCCCCAGAAUGAGUUUGAGACUCUCCGCAAGCGGGUGGAACAGACAACACUCAAGUCACAGACAGUGGCAAGAAACCGGAGUGGAGUCACAAAUGUGAGUUCCCCUCUUAAAACAUCUGCUCCUAAUUCAUUGAGUGAGUAUGAAGUUCUGCCUAAUGGCUGCGAAGCUCACUGGGAAGUGGUAGAACGAAUCCUGUUCAUCUACGCCAAGCUGAAUCCUGGGAUAGCGUAUGUCCAGGGGAUGAAUGAAAUAGUGGGGCCUCUUUACUAUACCUUUGCUACAGAUCCCAACAGUGACUGGAAAGAACAUGCGGAAGCAGAUACAUUUUUCUGCUUCACCAAUCUAAUGGCUGAGAUCCGGGACAACUUCAUUAAGAGCCUGGAUGAUUCUCAGUGUGGCAUCACCUACAAGAUGGAGAAGGUUUACUCCACCCUGAAGGAGAAGGAUGUGGAGCUGUACUUGAAACUGCAAGAGCAGAACAUUAAGCCCCAGUUCUUUGCCUUCCGUUGGCUGACGCUGCUGCUGUCCCAAGAGUUCCUGUUGCCAGACGUCAUCCGUAUCUGGGACUCUCUCUUUGCCGAUGACAACCGCUUUGAUUUUCUGCUGCUUGUCUGCUGCGCCAUGUUGAUACUAAUCCGGGAUCAAUUACUGGAAGGGGACUUCACUCUGAACAUGAGGCUGCUACAGGAUUAUCCCAUCUCUGAUGUACGCCUGAUUCUGAAGAAAGCGAAGGAGCUUCAGGACUCCAAAUAGUCCAUAGCCCUGGCAGUGUGCGUGAGAGAAACUGUGCAGUAGUGUAUCCUAGGAGACUCCCUCCUACAUGUGGUGCAUCAUCAGAGCCCCUACGAUCUCUGCUGGGCGUUUGGUUUUGUGUUCCAGUAAUUGGCCUUCUUGAAGACUUACUUCUACUCUAUUAGGUCAAGGACUGCCUAUUUCCCCAGCUAGUCAGGUCCUGCACUCCAGGUUUUCCUAAUCUCAGACAACUCCACACUGCCUGAGCAGUGCUUUGUAUUUUUUUAAUGACUUUAAGUUUGGGAAGAUGGAAAUUGUUUAGCUACAUAUCUCUCAAAGUCUUAUGAAAUGAACUUUUGUGAUCAUAGCAUUAUGGAAACGUGCUCAUGCACAGGAACUUCUGCAUUAAGGGAAGGGACAGGCUGGGACCAGUGGGAUUUCGGUGAGUAUAGAGAGAACGUCUUCAUAUAAAUACAACAUGUCACUUUGACGUCAUGCAUCCUGCUCGUUUGAGUAGCUACUGGAUUUUGUUCCUUUCUGUCUGCAUCUUACCAUCUCUUUUGGGUGCACACAAAAAGUCCAGUUUCCUCCUGGUGAGUGGCGGAUGAGGAUUCAAAACAGCAGAGUCUCUUCCAUGGGAAAGAGACUUUAAGAAGCUGGGAUUGGAAAAUGCUAUUACUGCUGGCUGCUUUGUGCAGUGAGAUUUGCUCUCCAGUAGAGUCUGCCCCAGGAUUGCCUUAUCAAGGAGUUGUCUCCUUGGUGCUGACUUGACUUGGAAGUUGGAACUAGAUAUGUGGUUUUAAUUGGUGUAGUUCAAAUAAGUCAAAUAAGCCUUAUGUUACUCACAGCCUUAGAGCAGGGUCCUUGCUGCUGCUGAGACUGCUUGUCUUGAGCUGUUUUCAGUGCCGCUGCUAUGGAUCAUGCUUUACCCUAAUUCAAAGGCAGGAUAUCUAACUUCAAGCAGGCUCAUGAAGUACAAGGGAAAAGCCUCCAGUCCUGUGCUGAAAACAUAGGUAUCUUCAGAGGAGACUUAUUAAUAGGGAUAAUGAUGGUUUUGGUCUUAAACUGAGUUUUUUGCAUAAUAUUUCCCAGAACACUCCAAGCCUUCUAACUAAAUCUGGAUAAGCUCUAGUCCCGUAAUCUUCAUGUUGUCCUGUGGUACUCUUUGCUGGGAAGUGACUCAAACUCACAGAUCAGAUUAACAUCAAGGCAAUCUCUGGAUGUGAUCUACUGGAGCAAUUCAGUGGGAAUACCUGGUCCCUUGGGAGAGUCACCUUCCCUGUGGGCAGUUCCGGAGGGAGAGCCAUGUGCCAUGGGGACAGUAAUACAGAGGGGGAUAUUUAUUAAUGUACUCCAUUCAGAUACAAAGGAGCGGGCCAGGUCUGCAUAGUUUGAGAUUAGUAAUAGGGUAACCUGUAGCCUGCAAGUAGCUUUGGAACGAUCAGAACUCCUGACCCACAUUUGAGUCAGGGUGGUGGCUAUGGAAGAAACUUGAGUAGCUAAAUAUUCCAGCUGCUGCAAGAUCUUCCAAGCAAACUCUAACCUGAGGUGCUUUACUCUCCCCGUUAGUGAAGUGCUGGAUUGCCUCUGCAUAGCUGUCAAUGUAAGGACUGUUCUGUAUUUAUAUAAUCUUAAGUGUUUUGCAUUAUGUCUCCUUUUUAUUAGAGGUCAAUUUUGUGCUUUCUCAGAGGGCUGCUCACCUUGCUGAUGAGACCUGGUAGCAGUCUAGCCAUAAUUGUACCAUAACUGGGGGGCUGUCAGCCUUCAGAUGUCAGGUUCGUGCUGUGUUCCACUCCUAAAGCCUAGUCAAAGUUCUGUGUAGCUUAGUGAAUUUCUAGAGGGACAGUUUACCUUGGUGUUGGCGUUGGGGCUGUUAGUAGCUCUGAUCGUGCCUGACAUUUUUACUCUUGUGCACCUGUGCCGCUUCAGAGUAGCGGUUUCUGUGAACCAGAAUAGAUGUGCCAAUAAGGAGGAUGCAGCAGAAUCUUGCUGUUUGGAUGUGGGGGUGGAAUUUUAAACAAAGUGGGUGAUGGCCUCCCCUUUUAUUGAAACCCUUCCUAUGGGAUAGAUUCUGUCCCAUAAGAAAUGGGGCGGUUGAGAGAAUACUGUAGCUCUCACAGUUUAUGAGCAACUAUGGCUUCUCCCCAUGCCUUUUAAUCACCGUGUCUCUGUUCGGCAGCGGCUGUUCCAAGAGAACAUGUGAUCCAUCUACUGAACUCCCCUGUGCUAGAAAGGCCAGUACUAAGUAGCCUUUUGUAACUGUAAAGACUGUUGCUGCACACAGGCUUCGAACUGGAUGAUCAGGCCCUUCGGCAAAGCUCCCUCUAGAAUCAUUGAGGUUUGCCUGAAUGAGGGGACUGUAGGACUGAACCACAAAAGUGGUAAAACUUGUCCAAUAUGCUCUGGCUUCAGAAUUGCCCAAGAUGUCCUCCAUUAAAAGUCGUGUCCCCCCCCCCCCCCCCAUAAUUUAUUUAUCUGAAACUUACACAUGGUCUUUUGAAAUGUUUCAUGGUACCUGGGCUGUGUGGGUCACACUUGCCUUAAAAGGAAUCCUCCCCAUCCUUCACCAAUACACACACAUACACUCCAUGACUGUCACCAUAUUGACAUGCCAAUGAGUGUAACUUGUUUCUUUUAAUAGUGGGUGAAAAAUGGUGGUAGUCUGAAGAGUAAAAUUUUUAAUACACUCUGAAAUUCCACUUAGGUUUCUUUACAAUAUUCAUUUGCAAUAUUGUCAUGAAUUAGGUCUAAAAGUUCGGCUUGUGGGUGGAUUGUUUUUCAGUGCACAACUCUUGUAUUAAAUAGAAACCCUUUACAACUGUAGGGGGAAUGAGAAUGUAUUAAGUUUCCUAUUUGGAUUUAAAUAUUCCCCUGCUGUGUCUGCAACUCAAAUGUUGCAGCACUUUGUUGGUGUAUGAGAACUUGAAAGUGACUUUGACUAUCCUCUCUGCUUAUUCAUUCUGGAGAAAGUGAAGACAGCAGGUGAGUGGCAUGAGUUGAUCUGUUAAAAAUUUCAGAUGGUUGUCAAGGAAAUGUCUUUUAAACCUGAUCACCUCCUUUUUAAAGAAGGGAACUUAAAAAAAAUCAAAUGGUAGCCUGGUUUAGGGCCAAAGCCAACUUCUGCUGAAAUUAAUCAAGUCUUUCUGUUGAUUCUGUUGGGAGCUGGAUCAGAUGUUUAAGGAACAGUACCACAGAUGUGACUGAAGAGGCCUGGAACUGAUUCACUUGUGUAGCCUUCUGCAUUGCUGUAUGAGAUACUUGAUUUUGGGUCUUGCUGCUGUCUUCAUCCUCCCAGCUGGCUGAGGUGCACUGCUUAGGAUGGGGUUGUAGAGUCACCACACAAAUCCUGUCCAUUCAUUUUAAGGAGUGACGAGUGGUUCUAAAUGGAAAUCUCUGGAUUGGGGUUGUGGCUGUAAUUGAGGAUGAGAAUGGAGAUCCUCACCUUUCAGUAAAGGGAUACAAAUGGCACCCCAGCAGAAAACAAAUGGCAGAAAUGCACCUUAGAUGUCUGCCUCAGAAGAAGCUUGUGGCUGUCAGCCCUGACGCCUUAGUUUUUGCUGCUCGUUUUGAUUAAACUCCAUUUUGGGGGGUCUCCUCCUGUUUGAACAUCAUAGGGCUAGAGGGUUUUGUUUGAUGGUUUAGUGAGUUGGAGCUGAACGUCUGUAAAAGGAGAGGUUCUCUAGUUGACAAUGAAACAAAAGGUGUGACAGAAGGUGUGGGGAGGAGAAUGCGGGGAGCUCCCAUUGUAGUUCCCAAAGGCAAGACUAGAUAACUUGUAACAACACUCUGAUACAAUUUGUGAGGCUUUGUUUCCUACUUGAAAAGGCCUCUCUUCAUUAGUAACCUAGAUCCCUUAUUAUUCUUUAAACCUUUGGGCGGUGGAGGGUUUGCUGUGUUGAUAUUUGAAGGGAGGGAGGCUGUUGAAAGGACUCAUUAAUUUUUUCCAAUGGUACUUUUAGGUUAUAAAUAUGGCUAACUCUUAUUGUAGUGUGGGGCUUAUUGUUCACUUUAUGGAGCAAACAAACACUAUUAGUUGGGAGGAAAAAAAUUAACAGUAACUGGGAACCUACUGUCAACCCUUCUGAUUAGUUACCCUAACCCUCAUUCCUCAAAUCAUUUUAAAGCUGGACAGUAUUAACUAGCCCAUUGUCUGCUAUCUUUGUGCAUAUAAUGGCUGCCACAGACCUGUGGGAUUCAUGUUUCCAGAGCCUUCUCUGUGACAGGAACAGAUGUGAAAAUUUUAAUGCAUAGUUGCUCUUUCUUGCAGUGCUGUGGUGUGGGGGGGAGCCAAAUGCACAGGAAGAGAUUUAAAUACCUUAAUCAUUGAAUUCAUUAGCUGCUCACUGUACACAAAUAACUCAUCAAGAGUAGGAUCAUUGUCACUUUGGUGGAAGCUUUCCUCCAUCAGGAGGAAAGGCAGGAAACUAAGCUGGGUGGAUCAAGAGAUGGGGAUUGGUCAUAAGGGAGAAGGCCAGCACCCUGUGCCUUCCCCCCUUGUCUACCCCCACCCCUCUGGAAUCUUGUAGCCUUGGCAACUGGGAGGAAAAAGGAAAUGGGAUAGUGAAGAGUAUAAUCCUGAGGUUGGUCAUGUUUGUCAGGGAAAUGUGGAACUGUUUUUUUUUUUUUUUCCCCAGAGCAAGUGUUGUUGGCUAGAUUAAUUUGUGGCUGGAGUUUUGAGGUCCAAGCUUGAAUUAUUUACAGCUCAGCAACAGGUGGAGUGGAGGUCAGAAGCUGCUAUAGGUAGCACAGUGGUGUUCAGGAGUACAAGGGCUGUUCCUUUUAACUGAGCAUUUGGUGACUUUUUGUAUGUUUUAGCCAUUUAGAACUUUUUUUUUCUAAAAUGCCCUUUUGCAAAAGGGCAAAUCUGGUGAUUUAUACAAGUUCAGUUUUUUCUCUUUGGCUGUUUUUAAAAAAACAAACACACUCCUAAAAAGGUAUGGAGAACACAUUUGUAUCUCAUGCUUUUUCCACGUGUUUAAAGUUUUUUGUUAAACACUACUGAUUUUGAUGAAGUUCCCUUCAGCUAAACAGGGGGGUUUGUGUUGACCUUAUCUGCUAUCCAUAACAAUGAGACUUCCCCUAGCCACAGAUUGUGCUCAGAGUUAAAGCUGCUACAUGUUAUUUAUUACAGUAUUUCUAAAUGCCCUCUUUCAUAGUAACUGAGUGAUGAAACAACAUGUGCUAGUUGGAUGUCAGUAGAACUAAUCUCAGUCCACUCCAUUCUGGGAGUCUGUCACUAGCACAGGGUUCUGCAUGUAUAAGCUAAAUCUACCCACCACCACUGCCUUAUUCUUUUUCUUAGCAAGAUUAUCCUAUUUGGCAGGUUACUCUGAGCCUUUGUCUGUCUAUUUCUUCAGUACGAUGGUAUCUAGUGGGAUAGGGAGUGGUGGUGGUGUGUUAAAGGAGGUGGUCCAGACUUGAAUUCACAAGGCCCAGAGUGUAUCCUCUGAUUAUGUACAGGUAAUAUGCUUAGCAGGGAACAAGCAUUUUUGCAGACAAAGCUGUUGCUUGGCAAUGUUUCUGAGGCUGCACAAAUGUUCCUAAAAGGAAGGCGUGCUUGAGGGUCACUGACUUUGCAACUACAGAUCUAAGCAUCACUGUACAAGCCUGGACAGGUAGAAGCGAAAGCAGUUUUUCUCUUCCCCACCCCUCCAGGACAGUUGCCACAAAUCCAGUGGAAGGAACAUGCUGGUACCUCUAACUGAAGAAGGGAACAAAAGAUCCCUGAUAUACAAUGCCAUGUAGAAGGCUAGGAGGUGGAUCCUUUACAACACAAAACUGGUCCUGGUGUUUAUUACCUUUGCUUUUUUAUUUCUAUAACUUUUCCCAUGAACUACAAUUAUCCAUCUGUAAUGUCUGUAAUUCUUUUUUUCAUGAAUGCUGUUCUGUUGAUUUGUCAUAAUAAAUAUUUUUCUUUGCAAA